UCAACUGAAAACAGGACAAAUGAUUGAUCUCAUCAGUUUCAGUGAUUUUUGUGAAUAUUUAGUCUAAAUUUGAUGCCAUUUCAAACUAGUGCAAACACACCUGUUUGUAACACUGCACAGGUGAAUCAGUUCACUGCCAACCGCUGAGAGAUGACAGCAUUGCUUUCUGCAUACGUUUGACUGAACUUGCAUAACGUGAGAUCAUUACACAAUUUAAAAACUGUGAGCAAACACGUCUGCACUCACCUGAGCUGGCUUACCCAUAAUGCUGUCUCAAAAUACACCCACCCUGAGCCCAGGUUUCAUGAAGGCCUGGAUUACAUGUGGGACUUAGUGGCAUAUAAAUGGUGGGAACGAAGACAGAAAACGUUUACUCUUCUGAAGACGAGUCGGUGAACCCAGGGUUACGCUUGUGGAUGGCCUGUAGACACGUGCAGUGGGCAUCACCUUUGGAAAUGAACGCAGCAGCAGCGACCGAAGGCGCCAAAGCAGCUCCUCCCAAGUUCAAGCAGAAGGAGACGAGGCAGUUCAAGAGCAAAGCUCCCAAAGCUGGACAGAAGGGGUUUGAUAACGACGUACCAGGCAUGGAAGGGCUUGGAGACUCGGCGGUGGUCUGCCCCUGGGAGGCGUUUGGUGACAUGGAGCUCAGUGACCUGGCUCAGUUCGGCAUCGUGUAGACCUGCGAUGAGCUCUGCACAUAGACUCGUACAUUCGUUCUCUGUACGUGACGUCCUAACCUAACUGUGCACAUGUUAGCCUGUUCCCGUGUGUCAAGAUGACGGUUUGUGUAUGAGUACACUUAAAUCCUGGCAUGUUAUAUAACAGGAUGUACAGUGUGUUGUUUUCUUAAAGAAGAACUGCAAUGGAGAAAUGGUGAUGUUUAUGAAUUAAUGUUUCUGACAAUAUUAUUGUAGGAGUUUUGUAGAAUAACAAACCCCAU
Molecule: messenger RNA, 940 nt
Organism: Scatophagus argus
Lineage: Eukaryota; Metazoa; Chordata; Actinopteri; Scatophagidae
Product: retinal cone rhodopsin-sensitive cGMP 3',5'-cyclic phosphodiesterase subunit gamma-like
Exons: 5
Coding region: 345-677 (110 amino acids)
Biological process (GO): visual perception; positive regulation of G protein-coupled receptor signaling pathway; positive regulation of epidermal growth factor receptor signaling pathway
Cellular component (GO): photoreceptor outer segment membrane
Molecular function (GO): 3',5'-cyclic-nucleotide phosphodiesterase activity; cGMP binding
Source: RefSeq, a predicted model, not a curated record